Caenorhabditis bovis is the source of this 831-nucleotide messenger RNA. The record is from the annotation of a GenBank genome assembly. Lineage: Eukaryota; Metazoa; Nematoda; Chromadorea; Rhabditida; Rhabditidae.
AUGUCACAGCAAUUGAUUAAACUGCCGCAUCGAAUAUUAUUACGAUUUCAUGGUCCCGAUACUAGCGCGUUUCUUCAAGGUCUCAUCACGAAUGACGUCAGAAAAUUGGAAACCGCCAACGGAAUCGCCGCGUUCCUGUUGAACUCGAAAGGGCGAAUUGUUGAAGAUGUGCUCCUCUGGCGACGAGGCACCGAUGACAUAUUCGUCGAAUGUAGCCGAUCAAACAAAGCAAAUCUCAUCAAGGAGAUCGCGAAAUAUCGAUUGAGAAAAAAGGUGGAAAUUUCCGAUUGCGAUGAUCCAGUUGCAUUCAUUCAAAAUUCAUCACAAACCAAUGAGUUCCAAGACCCUCGAUACUCAAAUUUCGGUUCCAGAGUGUUCGGGAAUUUGGAUGGAAGCGAAAAUUUAGAAAAAUACGAGAAUCUACGACGAGAUCUUGGAAUUGCCGAAGGCGCUUCGGAGCUCUCCGGAUUAUUACCGUUUCAGGCGAAUGGUGAUCUUUUACACAUGGUAUCACUUGACAAAGGCUGCUACAUCGGACAGGAAUUGACAGCGCGAACCGCGCACACCGGCGUCAUUCGUCGUCGAAUUCUGCCGUUUGAAUGCGAGGGCUCCGUGAAGAACGACGCCGACAUCGUCGACGAGAAGAAGAACAAAGUGGGCAAGGUGAUCUCAAGCGACACGACGCGCUGCCUCGGCGUUCUCCAAUUAUCGGCGUUCAAAUCGCAAAAAUUGUCCGUCGACGGUGUCGCGUUGAAGGCAAAGAAGCCCGAAUGGAUGCCGGACAAGAUUCUCGCGGCGAACGCAACCCGCACAAGUCUAACCGAUGCUUAA